Messenger RNA from Venturia canescens, 1850 nucleotides. Its product is annotated as charged multivesicular body protein 7. Gene Ontology annotation, cellular component: multivesicular body; ESCRT III complex. Bases 143 to 1495 code for a protein of 450 amino acids. The transcript is spliced from 4 exons. Lineage: Eukaryota; Metazoa; Arthropoda; Insecta; Hymenoptera; Ichneumonidae. Gene Ontology annotation, biological process: vesicle budding from membrane; late endosome to vacuole transport via multivesicular body sorting pathway. The record is from RefSeq and is a predicted model, not a curated record.
AUAAAUACAUAUUAAUAGUGCGCCUACUGCGCAAACAACCGCUAUGAUUGCAGUGAAUGUGUCGUCUCUAUAGUUCAAAGUUAAAUGUUUAGAAUCGUUGAUAGCUCAUAUUUUGUGUUCAUUCGAAUAAAAAUUAAGAAGAAUGGCGACGAAGGACAAUUUAAAUAACAGUCUACCUUUGCCCGCUGAUUCGAUGCCGGAAUGCUGGUCUAGGGACGAAAGAAUGAAUGCUCUGUUCGCUGAAUUUCGUAACCGUUCAGUCAACAGCCAGGAUUGGGAUUCAAAAUAUAAAUUUUGGGAAAAACUUAUAUCAGACUGGUUAAGUUCCAAACAACGGUGUAUUUUUUCAGUGGCGGAUUUAAAAGUUACAUUUAAAAGGAAUGGUCGGACUCCUCUAUGCUUAACCACUGUAGCUGAAGAACUGCUACGGAACGGGGAAAUAAUCUCUGAAACACAAUUUCUGAAGGACUCGAGCAGUGGAUGGACAGCUUGGGCAAUUGAUACAAUGAUUAAGAAGCCUAUGGUGUGGUCAUUUUCAAAAUUAAAAAAUUAUAUAGUAAAAGAUGUAAUCGACGUUGACGCCAAGUACAUACAUAUGAAAACGUUGAAAGAAUUGGCAAACUUAAUUCUCUCGACCAUCAACGAAGAUAAUGACAACGUUCUCUUAUCUUUGUCACAAAUAACAAAGAAUUGUAUCCAAAAAUCGGGUAAUACGAAUAUAACAGAAACUAAUGUGAAGAUGGCUUUACUUUGGCUGAGAAGAUCUAACAGAGCAACGUUCCGAGGCGAAAUUUUCCAAGAAUCAAACGAAUUUUUGGUCAAAAUUUCUAUAAAUGGUGUCAAGGAAGUUUCUGAAGCAGAACAAGGCUUAUUCAAGCUGAUGGAACAAGAAAAAUUCCUCAUUAAAAACAUAGAACGACUUGAAACUGAGAGAUAUGCUACUUUGAUAAAAGCAAAAACUUCUUUAGCCAACGGUAUGCGAGAAUUGGCAAAAACUUGCAUUAGAAAAAGGCAAGAAAUCGAUAAAACCAUAGAAAAGCGUGCUGCGGCCUUGCAGAAUGUUCAAACUCUCAUAGCCAGAAUACAAGAUGCUAAUUCGAACACAGACAUUCUCGCAGCCUAUAAAACAGGAAGUAAUAUACUGAAGAGCUAUGAGAAUAUUGGACUGAAUGAACAGAAUGUGACCAACACAAUGGACGAUAUAUCCGAGGCUGUCGGUGAACUCGCUGAUUUGCAGGAUAUAAUAUCCACAACGAUAGGAACACGAGAUACGGAUCUAGAAUUGGAAGAGGAGCUACGAGAUCUGCUCGAAACGUCGCCCGCCAACAUCAAACCCAGAGAAAAAGGAAACAAUAUUCUUCCUGACCUCUCGAAUUUGCCUGAUCUUCAGAGCGAGUUGUCGGCUUUAAAUUUAGAAGAGUUUCCACCUCCACCACUGAGUACUCUUCAAUCGAAAACUUUUAAUACGUCACUCCAAAAGGACAAUCCGACCUGAUUUUUUUAAUCCAAUGAACACUAUUUGUUGGUACUCGUAGGAACUGGAAAACUUCACACGUUACAAAAAUGAAAAAUGGAACAGUAAACAAACUAUCUUUUACAUUUUCAUAAAUUGCCGCGGUGUGAUAUCAAUCAUUAUCGAGUGAUUGAUCAUGUUUUAUUCAUUUGUCGUGUUGUGAUAUUAUAUGCUGCCUCAAACUGGCUAAAUUUCGAGUCUCCUAUACAUAGAUAAUUAAAACUAUAAGAGCGACUUGACAUUAUUCAAUACAUGAAACUCCAUGAGCACGAACGAAUUAAAGUAUGACACCUGUAUUUAUUUUCAUUUGAUAAAAUUAAAUUAUUUUGAAGAUUCA